AUGUGCCGGUGCUUGCAGCAAUCUGACAAUGAGACCCUUGAGAUGCUAUGGAAAUGUGGUUUGAGUGUCACUUUGACGUGCAUUGCUGGCGCAGAUUCGACCCACUUGUUGAAGCGGAGUUUGUUGGCCUCAGAGGACUACUCCUUUGCUGCAGAGCUGACAGACACUUGGUCUCACUGGGCGGCCAAAGUCAACGAGUUUUUGAAGUCAGCGCCGAGCAAAAAACCAGCUGACCAAGAGAAGUGGCUUCGUGACAAUGAGAUCUGCUUCCGGGGUAGCGUGGCAAGCAGAGCUUUGGUGAAUGCUGUUGUGGCCAUGAGACGCUUUUCGUCAGAGAGUUUAGCGGUGCUGAAAAAGAUCGACUCAGAGUUCGGCACUGGUGUCUUUAACUCCGGCUAUGUGAAGCUGGUUGUGGAAGAUGCAAUCCUUUGGGUGCUUCAGGCUGCUUAUGUUGCCUUGAAGCGGAAGCAAGCGCAGCCAACCUUUUUCACGACCAAGAAUGUGGACUCUGGCAAAGAUUCAGGAGGCUGGUACCAUGUCACUUUAUCGAAGUACUUGCUGCUGGAGCACAUGAUUCACGUGGUCCAGAACCUGCAGGUUGAUUCGAAGCCGCUCUUGGAAGCCUUGCAAGCGAUCCGCAGCCCUUUGAGCUUCCAUGCUCUGUAUCCGGUCGAAGAGGAGGAUUCGGAACAUGGGCCCAGCUUUGUGGGAGCGACUAAGCGGUGGUAUGGCUUGGCAGUUGCCCUGUACUACAGUGAGUAUGAUGAAGACUUCAUCAAAAUGGCGAAGAAGAAGCCGGGUGUCACGGAUUUGCUGUAUGAUGCAGAGGGCCCUCAUUCCAACCUUGCUCUUCACCAAGAGUGGACGGCAGCCAUGGCUGAGCUGGGGAAGGGUUCUGAAAUUGUCAAGAUCUCUGAGGAAGGGGCCCCGACCAUGAGUGUGCGGACUCUUGCCAGGAUGUCCAGCGACCCUGACGCAGACAUGGCCACACAUCGUGAGCAACGGCAAAAGGAGAGGGAUGAGAUUUGGCGACAGGCGCAGGCAUUGCGCAAGAAGGUCGUCAACUUGGCCCCGGCGCGAACUGAGGCCGACCUCGAUGGGUUGUGGAACAAGAGUUUGGCUGAAGACGUCAAGUCUUUCAGCGGAGAGCUGAAUCAAGCACAUCGGCUUUGGGUUCUUUCGACGGACUUGCUUGAAGAGAGCCAGUUGUCUCCAUGGAGCUCCGUUGGCAGCUUGUCGGACAAGACCGAGGCCAAGAACCUCUUGAAGUGGAUGCUGGCGAAUGCAAACAAGCCAUUUGAUUUCGUGCUUGUUUGGGAUGGUCGGUCUUUGAGCAACCGCCGGUUCUUGGAUGAGGAGUUGAAAGUGACACAGAACACCUCUACCACGACUGAGUUGUGGAUCGGUUACCGUGCUGCUGCGCGGCCAGGGCGACGAGUUUUUGGUGGCCACAUGUCGAAAGAAAUCGGCUACCUGAAGUCUAAUGUGGCCCGGGACAAAUAUGUGGAGAAAGGUGCUGGCGAUGAUGGUAUCAGUACCUAUGACACCGGCUUCUUGGGCGUUGAGCUUCCCUCGCUACCAAGUUUGCCAAGGAUGCUUGAGACUGAGAAAGAGCAGGUCAUGGGCAAAAACAAGAGUGGUUCAAAGCCGGCAGCAUGGAGCCGGGCUGGUGUGCCACUUCUGUGGCAAGAGAGCAAGAGCCAGAGCCUCUGGGAAGCGGUGCUGAGCAUGACGAAUGCAAAGUGCAUCAUCGACCUCUCCAGUGGCAGCGGGUGCUUGGCAAAGGUGGCAAUGAAGCAGAAUUUGCCAUAUUUGGGCAUCACGAAGAACAAGGCCCACAUGGCGUUCUUGAACAAUGUCAUCGACAUGUACGCCAUCAAAUGUUUGUCCCAGUCGACACACCCACUUUACCAGCAAAAUCUGAGAGAUCUUUUGGCCGAGCACUUCAGUGAGGAGGUGAAGCGUGUGGAUGGCGAGGAUGAUCUUUCGCCAGAAGAGCUCCUUGCCUUGCAAAAGGACGUGUCACCGUGA
Molecule: messenger RNA, 2031 nt
Organism: Durusdinium trenchii
Lineage: Eukaryota; Dinophyceae; Suessiales; Symbiodiniaceae
Source: the annotation of a GenBank genome assembly